AUGAAAAAGGAUGUGCCAGAGAUUAUUGUCUGCAGCCCUGAGGAGGAGGAGGGCCAUAAGACAGAUGAGUGGUUUGAUGCCUAUUUCACGGGCAUCAGGCCGCUCUGCCUGAAGAGGCAAGCUCAAGUGCAGGGUGACAAGGGCUGCUUCUUCGUUGGAAAGAAGGGAGGUGCCGUGGCCAAUGUCAUGUCCGACUUGGACCGUCUCUGGAACCAAGCCCUCGCCCCCUCCAAAGAUGACCGGGUCAGUGCCGGAUUUGGGGAUGACCAUUCAUUUUACUUCAAGUGGAGGCAUACGCAACUGGAACAGUGUGUGCUGCAUGUCUCAGCUUGCUGUGGCAGACACCGACCGACGGAAGAAAAAGUGAAAGCUAUUGUGGCCAAGGAGAGGUGGGAGAAAAAUGUCCCCAAUUUCCCAGACGUCCUUCAGGUGUGGGUCUCUCUUUUAAAGACAGCCAUUGAAGAUGACGAAGCCAUUAUCAAGUCAGUGGUUGAGCAAGAGUGGAAGGGGAUCAACUUGAAAGAUUUUGGAGAACCAAAGGGCAAAGGCAUCUUCGCCACCAUGCCGUUCUCCAAAGGGGAUGUCGUCUGUGACUAUCACGGGAAGCUCAUCUCAGAAUCAGAGGGGAAGAAGAUGAUGGAAGAAAAGCAGGAGGGAAUGAGCUACCUAUUGUUCAUCUUCAAGGGCAGGCUAGACACCAAGCUAUGCAUGGAUGCGGAGACGUUCCCCUGUGAGUGUCAACCUGGGAAAGAGACCUUUGGCAGGCGCAUGAACCACUCUGGCAAGGCUUUCAACGUGAAGCCUGAGGUCUUCCACUUGAGCUGUCCGGACGGACAGAAGGACACUUUAUAAUAAGAAGACUGAGCUUGUGCAUCAUUUGUUAAUAGUUCCUUAGGUAGUUUUUUUGGUAUAUAGUUAGAGAUAGGUGGUUA
Epinephelus fuscoguttatus (brown-marbled grouper) is the source of this 932-nucleotide messenger RNA. RefSeq lists its product as uncharacterized. Lineage: Eukaryota; Metazoa; Chordata; Actinopteri; Perciformes; Serranidae. The coding region runs from base 1 to 852 and encodes 283 amino acids. The transcript has 5 exons. The record is from RefSeq and is a predicted model, not a curated record. Gene Ontology annotation, molecular function: protein binding.